This is a messenger RNA of Lodderomyces elongisporus, 1281 nucleotides long. RefSeq lists its product as uncharacterized. The transcript has a single exon. Lineage: Eukaryota; Fungi; Ascomycota; Pichiomycetes; Serinales; Debaryomycetaceae. Gene Ontology annotation, biological process: lipid storage. Gene Ontology annotation, cellular component: lipid droplet. The record is from RefSeq and is a predicted model, not a curated record. Gene Ontology annotation, molecular function: lipase activity. The coding region runs from base 1 to 1281 and encodes 426 amino acids.
AUGUCCAUAGAGUUUUCCAGUACCGAUCCGUCAACCCCGGUAUACCAUAAACCAGCGGAAGCAACAACAAAUUGCAAUGACCUUUUAGUAAUGGUCCCAGGUAAUCCCGGGCUUGUGAAGUAUUAUAUUCCGUAUUUAAACCUUAUUCAAAAAUCUAUACCACGAUUUGAAGUAUAUUGUAUCGGAUACGCAGGGUAUUUUGAUAAAAGUUCGAAACACUCAACUACUUCAGCUAAAGUUUAUAAUGUCGACGAGCAAAUUCAUCAUAUGCAUCAAGUUUUAAAACAAAUCAUUUUGAACCAUUGGAAGAAAGAUCAAGAUCGACCACCAAGAUUGUUUUUCCUAUCACAUUCAUUAGGUGCUUUUAUUACGCAACGAAUAAUUAUCAAACUUUUCGAGGAUAAUGAGCUCGCUUCCACCAAGUUUAAAGUCCAGUUCAACGGGAUGAUAACCCCUACAAUAUACGAUAUUGCCGGUUCAGAAUCGGGCACGAGUUUCACUAAAAUGAUGAACUGGAAAAUUCCCAUUGUUGGUACAGCACUUGUGCUAUCCUCAAUUCUUUCAUUUGUUCCACUCUGGGUUCAACGAAAGAUAUUGACAAAUCAUUUCCAAGCACCCCACAAAAAUGAUGUGUUGGCAGAUACGGGACCAGGCGAGAACUAUGGUCUCGAAAAUCUGGUUGAAGCGACUAUUGAGUUGGUAAAUUCUGGCCAAGCUAUUAAUCAAUGUUUGAGCAUGGCAAAGGAUGAAAUGAAGGUUAUUGAUAAUCUGGAUGCAAUCAAUGAUUGGAUAUUUUUGGACCAGCAAAAGCAAACAGAGGAAACAGAAGAAAUUGGAGGGCAAAAGAGAAAAAAAGAGAGAAAUUGCAAAGAGAUAAACAACACCGAGGCAGUGUUUAGCGAGAUGAGAAAUAGGGGAAGCAACACAAAAAUUGGAUUCAAGAACUGGGUAUUUUUUGCACAGAAUGACCAUUGGGUUUCAAACAUUACAAGAAAUUAUUUGUUGGGAAGGUAUCAAAAUGAACAGAGAGUAGGAGUCAAUGGAGGGGAUAAUUCCGAACAAACAGAAUGUGAAGCAGAAACAGCGGUACAAGCAAAAGUAAAAAUAGAUGAAAACAAUAAGAAAGAUAAUUACGCAAAACUGGGUAAUUUGUUUGAGGUGUGCGAGAAUAUCAAAAGACCCAUAAAACAUGCAUUUUGUAUUAAUCAAAGCCAGGAAUUUGCAGAAAUUACCGUUGAUAGAAUAAAGAAGUUGUGUCCUGAUAUUUUAGAGUACUAUUAA